GCUAAAUAGUAAAAAUUGUCGUCUGCUCUUUGCUGUCCGUGACAGCUCCUUCGAUAGUGCGUUGAAAAACAACAACAAAAAAUUACGUACAAAUACCUUGGGCAUAUCGUACGUUUAACUCAAGUAUUUGGUAACACCUGUUUGCAGUUAUAAAAGAUGAACAUGCCUGUAAGUCAGGAAAAAAAGAAAAUAUUUGUUACCGUCGGGACCACCCAAUUCGAUGAAUUGGUAACCCGGGUUUUGCAUCUGGACAUGUUAGAGAUUAUGGAGGCCCAAGGUUACACACACCUCAUCAUUCAAAUAGGACGAGGUCCUGAACCUCAAAUUCCAACUUCACAAAGAAUCCAAAUAACUGUGUAUCAUUUAAAAGGAAGUAUUUCUUCUGAUAUAAAAGAUGCCUCGCUAGUAAUUUCACAUGCAGGUGCAGGCAGUUGUCUCGAAGUACUUCAUGCACACAAGCCAUUAAUUGUUGUGGUCAACCAAAAGCUGAUGGGCAACCAUCAGCUGGAACUAGCUGAAAAACUUCACUCUGAAAGACAUGUUGUUAUGUGUUACCCAGAAACCUUGAAAACUACUAUGACAGAUUUUAAUACCUCAAGCCUUGAAAACCUACCAAUAAACAACCAAAUGGCACUGUCUAAUUACAUUGAAAAACUGAUGGGAUUUUGAAAAUAAAGUCCAAUUUAGUGUA
This is a messenger RNA of Daphnia magna, 691 nucleotides long. RefSeq names its product UDP-N-acetylglucosamine transferase subunit ALG13 homolog (gene Alg13). Bases 157 to 669 code for a protein of 170 amino acids. Gene Ontology annotation, biological process: dolichol-linked oligosaccharide biosynthetic process. Lineage: Eukaryota; Metazoa; Arthropoda; Branchiopoda; Diplostraca; Daphniidae. Gene Ontology annotation, molecular function: hexosyltransferase activity. The record is from RefSeq and is a predicted model, not a curated record. The transcript has 2 exons.